This is a messenger RNA of Gossypium raimondii (Peruvian cotton), 2036 nucleotides long. RefSeq names its product cytochrome P450 78A3. The coding region runs from base 194 to 1816 and encodes 540 amino acids. Lineage: Eukaryota; Viridiplantae; Streptophyta; Magnoliopsida; Malvales; Malvaceae. The transcript is spliced from 2 exons. Gene Ontology annotation, molecular function: oxidoreductase activity, acting on paired donors, with incorporation or reduction of molecular oxygen; iron ion binding; heme binding. The record is from RefSeq and is a predicted model, not a curated record.
CCUACACAGCGGGGGCAUGACUAAUAUGCCAGAAAAAUUGGCAUCAUUUUUGAUAUUUCCAACGGUUAUUAAUUUUGUAGGUUUCUAAGCUCUUCGGCUUCUAUAUAAAUAGCAGCCAAACUCGGUUCUUUUACGCCUCAAAAUCGAAAACCCAUCUUGCCCUGUGCUUUGGUGUUGUAAUAUCAUCAUAGUUAUGAGCAGUGAUAUAGAGUGUGUCUGGGUCUUCGCCCUUGCAUCCAAAUGCCGAGCUUUUUCACGGGAAAGUAUUGCAUGGUCAAUUUUGAUCAUCGCUCUUGCCUGGCUACUUAUGAUCUUACUCUACUGGGCUCACCCCGGUGGUCCAGCUUGGGGAAAAUAUAGGUUCAAAAUUUGUUCCUCUCUUUCUUCUCACGCUAACAAGCCAAUUCCAGGGCCUAGAGGGUUGCCUCUAUUUGGCAGCAUGAACCUUAUGGCCAGCUCCCUGCCUCACCACCGGAUUGCAUCCGCUGCUGAGACAUGCAAGGCUAAGAGGCUCAUGGCCUUUAGCCUCGGAGAUACUCGUGUUAUUGUCACCUGCAACUCGGAUGUAGCAAGAGAGAUUCUUAACAGCUCUGUAUUUGCUGAUCGUCCAGUGAAAGAGGCGGCGUAUAGCUUGAUGUUCAAUAGAGCAAUCGGGUUCGCUCCUUAUGGAGUUUACUGGCGAACCCUGAGGAGAAUCGCGGCUACGCACCUUUUCUGUCCUAAGCAAAUUAAAGGUGCAGAGGAUCAGAGGCGCGUGAUUGCCUCUGAAAUGGUCACUUUAUUUGCUCACACCUCUAACCAAAGCUUUCGCGUACGCCAAGUCCUCAAACGAGCUUCUCUAAACAACAUGAUGGCUUCGAUAUUCGGACGAAAAUAUAAGUUAGAUUCCAUCAAUACUGAAGUUGAACAACUUGGAGAUCUAGUUGAUGAAGGCUACGAUUUACUGGGCACAUUUAAUUGUUCUGACCAUCUCCCUUGGUUGGUAGAUUUUGAUCUUCAGAAACUCAGACUUAGAUGCUCAAACCUUGUCCCUAAAGUAAACCGCUUUGUCAGCCGGAUUAUAGCCCAACACAGAGGUAGGGUUCCAACAAACUCUAAAAUUCGAGAUUUCGUCGAUGUUUUACUCUCUCUCCAAGGUACCGAUAAAUUAUCAGACUCCGACAUGAUCGCCAUUCUGUGGGAAAUGGUAUUCAGGGGAACUGAUACUGUGGCGGUGCUGAUUGAGUGGAUACUAGCAAGGAUUGUGCUUCAUCCUGAGGUUCAAUCAAGGGUCCAUGAUGAGCUCGACAAGGUUGUUGGCAGAUCACGUGCUGUGGACGAGUCUGAUGUAGCCAAAAUGAUUUAUCUUCCGGCUGUGAUCAAGGAGGUUCUGAGGCUUCAUCCACCGGGCCCCCUGCUUUCCUGGGCCCGUCUAGCUAUCACUGAUGCCACUAUUGAUGGGUAUCACGUGCCCAAGGGGACUACGGCAAUGGUGAACAUGUGGGCUAUUACGAGGGACCCUCAAGAGUGGCCAAAUCCACUUGAAUUUAUGCCCGAUAGAUUUGUGACUGGAGAAGGUGAGGUGGAGUUUUCUGUGCUUGGUUCAGACCUUAGGCUGGCUCCAUUCGGGUCGGGCAGGCGAACAUGCCCGGGAAAGAACUUGGGGUUGACCACCGUCAGCUUUUGGGUGGCAACCCUUCUGCACGACUUUGAAUGGCUACCCUCAGAUCAAAAUCCCGUUGACUUAUCCGAAGUUUUAAGACUAUCUUGUGAGAUGGCUAAUCCUUUGAGUGUUAAUGUUCGCCCCAGACGUAAAUUAAGCCUAUCACACCAGUGACAUUGUGCCCUCGAAAAUGAGGAACUAAGAAGAGCGAAAACAUGAGAAUCAAAGACCCCCCCCAAAAAAUAGUAGUAGGGAAGUGAACCCUUGAUAACCUUGUCUUGGUCGUGUCCCUCGAGUUUGAGGUUUUUAAUCUUCAUUUGUUACUGCAUAGUUAAUUAUCUAUCUGUUUUACUACUAUAUCUUGUGCGAAUUAACUAUUAGUGUGCCUUUAACC